Molecule: messenger RNA, 579 nt
Organism: Oppiella nova
Lineage: Eukaryota; Metazoa; Arthropoda; Arachnida; Sarcoptiformes; Oppiidae
Source: the annotation of a GenBank genome assembly
AUGAAUGACACGAAUGAUGACACACCAGACACCACUUCAGAGGACACGUCGGGCGUACCUAUGGAUCAGAUAACACUCCGAAAACGUAUACGCGAGCAGUUCCAGAGGGGUGUCCCCGCUGUUCAGGCCUUUAAGGUUUUGAAAACUCUUUACGGAUCGAUCAUAAGUCAGAGGACUUUGCAAAAGUGGUACAAAAGGUUCAAAUCAGGGAAUCUUAGUGUCGAAGACGACUCCCGUUCGGGUCGACCCAAACAGACAGACCUAAGGGUUGCCAACAAAGUGGGAAAUCUGGUGUUUCGGUGCGAAUGGCCUGACUGUGGAUCCGAGUACUCACACAAAGGCCGUCUAAAGCGCCAUAUGAUGGUCCACAUGAAUGUGAAACCUUACCGGUGCGAGUGGCCCGGCUGUGACUACGCCAGUAUCGAGAAUUAUGAACUCGAGUACCACAAAGCGAUUCACACGGGUAUUAAGAAGUAUGUCUGUCAUUGGCCUGAAUGCGACCGCAAGUUCGCCCGACCCGAGCACCUGAGACUUCAUACACUUUGGCACAACAACGAUAAGAAGUACCGGUGCCCGUGG